AUGGCGACCGGAACUGUCGAACAUUCGGCACCAACUGAGGUGCAGGGCAGCUCUUCCGCUUCCAGAAACCAGAACAUGCGCUCCAACGACAUCCACGAGAAGGAGAAGCACCUCAUCCACUCCAUCCGUCGGUCUCCGCAACGAUCUACGAACCCCUUCCUCAUUAACGAGCGCCGAGACGAUAAACAACUAUGCAUCUCCUCGAGGAGCUUACACGUGAAUGAUUUCGUGUUGAUAAAGACGCUAGGAACCGGCACUUUCGCACGAGUAUGGCUUACGCGACUGAAGGAUGAGACGGACAAGAGUAAAGUAUAUGCGCUGAAGAUAUUGCGCAAGGCCGAUGUGAUCAAGCUGAAGCAGGUCGAACACGUGCGCAAUGAACGCAAGACCCUCGCGGCCGUUAUCGGACAUCCUUUCAUUACAACUCUAGUCGCAUCCUUCUCGGACGAACAGAAUCUCUAUAUGUUGUUGGACUUUUGCCCUGGGGGAGAGAUCUUCACUUAUCUCCGGCGAGCGCGACGCUUCAACGAAGAGACUUCGAGGUUCUACGCGGCGGAGAUCACAAUGACCAUCGAGUAUCUGCACGAUAUACAGGGGGUAGCCUAUCGCGAUCUUAAACCGGAGAACAUCCUCCUCGACGCCGACGGCCAUAUCAAACUUGUCGAUUUUGGAUUUGCAAAGCAGGUCGACAACCGCGAGACUUAUACUCUCUGUGGUACUCCCGAAUACCUUGCUCCAGAAGUCAUUCACAACAGCGGCCACGGUCUCGCCGUCGAUUGGUGGGCACUCGGUAUUCUGAUUUAUGAAUUCCUUGUCGGACAGCCCCCAUUCUGGGAUCAGAAUCCCAUGCGUAUCUAUGAGCAGAUCGUCGAAGGACGACUGCGCUUCCCACCUAACAUGCCCGCGGCAGCGCAGAACAUUGUCUCGCUACUCUGCAAAACCAACCCGUCAGAACGUUUGGGUCACAUUUCCGGCGGCUCUGCUCGAGUCAAGUCUCACCCAUUCUUCCAAGAUGUGGCCUGGGAUGAUUUGUUCUACCGACGGGUCAAAGGCCCGAUCAUUCCCCGAGUAUCACAUCCGGCGGACACCGGGAAUUUUGAGGAAUACCCGGACUCCGACAACCGCAAUCAGAACUUGUAUACCGAUGACUUGAAGAAGAAAUAUGAGCCUCUUUUCAAUGAUUUCUGA
Molecule: messenger RNA, 1188 nt
Organism: Penicillium cataractarum
Lineage: Eukaryota; Fungi; Ascomycota; Eurotiomycetes; Eurotiales; Aspergillaceae
Product: cAMP-dependent protein kinase
Exons: 4
Coding region: 1-1188 (395 amino acids)
Biological process (GO): peptidyl-serine phosphorylation
Cellular component (GO): nucleus; cAMP-dependent protein kinase complex
Molecular function (GO): ATP binding; cAMP-dependent protein kinase activity
Source: RefSeq, a predicted model, not a curated record